Messenger RNA from Biomphalaria glabrata, 8863 nucleotides. Its product is annotated as serine/threonine-protein kinase ULK4-like. The record is from RefSeq and is a predicted model, not a curated record. NCBI's taxonomy places the organism in Eukaryota, Metazoa, Mollusca, Gastropoda, Planorbidae. Bases 164 to 4054 code for a protein of 1296 amino acids. Gene Ontology annotation, biological process: protein phosphorylation. The transcript is spliced from 33 exons. Gene Ontology annotation, molecular function: protein kinase activity; ATP binding.
UACAAAGUAUACAUAAACUAUCAACAAUGAAAUACUUGUGGUUGUGCUACUGCGCUGAAUCGGUGAAUGUAAAUUAAAAUGAAAUAAAUUUCUUGAGAUCUACGAAAACAUGCAUGAGGUAAAUUUUGUCUUGGUUUGACUUCUUCACUGAAUUGAGAUCAUUAUGGAGAACUUUGUUCUAUAUGAAGAAUUGGCCAAGGGGGAUCAUUCAAUAAUUUACAAAGGGAGACGCAAAGGAACUAUAAAUUUUGUUGCUAUUCACUGUAUUGACAAGUGUAAACGUCCAGAAGUCACUAAUACAGUUCGUAUGACACAUGACAUAGAGCAUGAAAAUAUUGUAAGGUUCCAUGAGUGGUAUGAAACCAGUAAUCAUUUGUGGUUGGUCGUGGAGCUUUGCACAGGCGGCAGUCUGGAAAGCUUGAUAGCACAGGAUGGAAGCUUGCCAGAGUCCACUGUUAGGUCCUUUGGCAUUCAUCUGGUUACUGGCCUUCAUUAUAUUCAUUCUCUGAAUAUCCUGUUCCAUGACCUUCGCCCUAGUAAGAUUUUGUUAGACACUGCAGGCUCUUUGAAAUAUGCAGAUUUUAGUUCUUCAAAAGUUGAAGGUGAAAACCUGGAGGAAUUAUUUUACAAAUUUGCUGAAUCUGGAGAGCAAUGGAAUACUCAGUCUGUUGAGGAAAUGAUGAAAUUCAACAAAUGGACUGGUUCUUUAAUAUAUAUGGCUCCUGAGUUGAUCCAAGGGGCAGAACCUAAUGUUUUGAGUGAUUUGUGGUCCCUGGGAUGUGUUUUAUAUCAGAUGUUUGCUGGUUAUCCUCCAUUUUUUGCUGAAUCUGAUGAACAAAUUAAAGACAGAGUUCUUAACAAAGAUUUCCCAAUACCUAAAGUAAAAGGGCCAAGGAUAUCUGCCAAACCAUCACCAGAAUUUUUAAAUUUGUUGCAGGGACUUUUAAAAAAGGAUCCUACCCAAAGGCUAGAUUGGCUCAAGUUGGUCAACCAUAGUUUUUGGCAAGGCCAGCUUAGCUCACUUGCAAAAGAUUUAAAUGCUUCUGCUGAUGUGAGGUCCAGCACAGUAUCUAACAUGGUUGCGUCAAAUGUUUUUGAUCAUGGUGUCAGCUCUGCGUUGGGCUGUGUAAAAAGUGUGGACAUCAAGAAGAGUUUCGACAGGCCAGCUAUAAAUCUAGACCUAAUAGAUGGUAGCAGACCAUCUACUGUUGUGGGAAUAAGUGAAUACCUGAGACCUAAAACUGCACCUGGAAUGGAGAGCGGGGGAGGUCUUUUUACUUUAAGCGCGCGCCCCCAUACUGCGGUGCCACCUGACGAUAGAAUGACCUCACCUCACAGACCAAUUCAGACUCCACUGAAGACCAGGGAAACCAUCGGAAACACAACAGACGGGGAAGCAAGCAUUCAAGAUAAUGGCAGUGAGACCAAAAAGCUAAUUUUUCACGAGAGUGAUUUUAUCAUCACGCAGAUUGUGGACAAUCCAAAAAUACAGAAAGUCCCUCAGUGUAAAUAUGAUUUGAAAAUUCUUCCAGUUCCACCAUUUACAGCGGAGAAGCUAAGCAGCAUGAGUGACAAAGAAGUUCAGAAGCAAGCCAAAGCAAUAGCCGACAACCUGACACAAGCAGAGAAAGGUCCGCCAUCCCAAAAGAGAAUUCACCUUCUGCAAUACUUAGCGUGUGUAGCCUCUUGCCAUGAACUCUCUACCUCUUUGACACAACAAGGCCUACUUGGCACUAUUGCCAAACAGAUUAAAGAAUCCUCCCAUGUAGACAUAAAGCUGAAGUUGGCUCGAGCUUUGGCGCUGGUGGCUCACUUCACUGACACUGUGGAUACUAGUGUCAAUCUUUCUGAGGCAAUGUCCACACUGACAGAACUGUUGAGAGAGAACAUGAAGAAUGUCAAGCUUAAACAAGGUUUGCUUCCUGCCCUUGGAGAACUCAUUGCCUUAGUUGCUGCACAGGAGCAGAGAGGUCAGGAAACAGUUGAAAACUGGACAGUGCCUACUUUGGCCUACACAUCCAUCAUAAGAGGCAUUCGUGAAGGGGAUGAUCAAGUUGUGAAUCACAUUUGUAUCAAAAUCAUAGAGACAGUGACUGCAUCUUUAUCAACACACUCACAGAAAUUUGUCACCCAAGAAGUUUGUCAGUCUUUGUGGUACAUGUUCAAGCACACAUCUGUGGAUGCCAUUAGAAUCACCACCAUUUCGGCAUUAUGUCGCUUAACAUGGCAGAAUCCAUCCAUGUUCCAAAGUAUCCUAGACUCUGGCGCUCUGACUCCCAUCAUGCAAGCACUGAACUGUGGUGUGUCUAGAAUACAGCAGGCAAUUAUCACAAUGAUUGGUUUUUACCUGGCAACCAUUGGGAACUCCUCUCGUUUCUUUCAGGACAAGGACUUCUGUGUGAAAGUUAUGAGAUGUUUUGAAAGCCCAUCAUCUAUCAUAAGAGCUAAGGCUUUCGUUGUUGUCUAUGAACUGGUGCAUACAAAUAGUGAGCUCUUACUGAGUUGCUGCCAGGCCAGGCUAGUAAUGUAUAUUGAAAGAGACAGCAGAAGGCAAACUCCACGCACACCCAAAAUCAAACCAGUGGAAGAUCAAGAAUACUUGACCCAGUGUCUGGAGCUACUUGUUUCAGGAAUUCUUCAGUACUUACCCUUCAUUAUGAAUGAAAUACUAGAGCACUUAGACCAAGUUGGAGGGAGGAAACAUCCCAAUACUGCUCAAAUCAAACAACUCAAGUGUUCUCUCCCCUUGAUGCCUGUUUUUAAUCAUAUGGUAACCAGCCAGGUAUUCCGCACGGCUGUAGUAAACCAACAGUUUCUGCACCAGUACAUCAAGUUGUUAAAUCAUGUGGUGAAAAUAGAACAAGGGGAGACCAACAUAGAUUCAGCGUCAGAGAAAGGGAAAGCCGCCAUCAGUGUUCCUGAGUUUGUGAGCUCAACAUUAUCCAUAUUGGAAGGCAUAUCCCAACAUCCUUCACUCUUGAUCGAACACAAUGCUCUGAUUAUUAAAGAGAUUAUACCCUUGUUGACGUCCCUUAUUGCUUGUCAGAAUGUGGACACCAAGGCUCAAGCUUUGCAGGUGUUUGGAGACAUGGCUUCUGUCUAUCUCAGUCAGGACCAGUUUGGUUCAGAUGUGAAGGUCAACAUAGCGCUUCUGCGGAACAUCAUUCAGGAAAAAUUACUUCCACAAUUUGAACCUAUCUUGCUGGAUUUGGACCCACUGCCCAGCUAUGCCUUAAAGUUAAUGCUGGCCUUCUUGGAGCAUGACCCAUCUUUCAUCAAACUGAUGGAACAGCAGGGUCUAAUUGCAGUGUUGUUUCAAACAUUGAUGGACCAUCAGAACAAUGCACUGAGUCGAGUCAUGCAGUUUGUUGUGGCUGUACUCAACUGUCUGGUCAGUCACAAGGAAACCAACAUGCUAGAACUUUACGAUCAAGGUCUUGUGGAUCACAUAACCAACCUUUUAUUUGACGUCUGGAACUCUGUAUGUGAUGGAGAAGAUGGAGGAAGAGAUAUUAAGACAGCUGUGACCAUGCUUCUCACCCUGCUUGACACACUUCAUUCCAUUCUGCGUUAUGUGUCAGAGGUCGUACGUAAAGCCUUGCAGGUGAAAAACAAAGGUGGAGAAGGGGCACAGAAAGAAGCCGAGUUUGGAGAACAGUUGCUGCUGUUGAACAAAUCCCUGACAGACUUAACCUCAUUAUUAACACAGCUGCUGUGCUAUGAAGACAUAGAAAUACAAGACUUGGCCAUUAAGUGUCUCUCACUUCUUGUACAACUGUUUGGGGGAGAGAAUAGAGAGGCUAUGGCUCCUGAUAAUAUGGAGUGUUACAGCAAAUGUCUGAAAUCUUUUGAUCCAAAGAAGCAAAAAAUUGUCCUCAGGGUCAUCAAGAGGUUGCUUAGCACUAACAGCAGACAUGUAGAGUCAAUGAAGAAAUCUGGAGAAGGUUUGGCUAAAACUAUUCAGAGUUUAGCAAACACUGCCAGCUCACAUGCAGACAUAACCUUGUCGACAGUGGCAGCUGAAAUACUCAAAAUGACAGGUCACAUGUCAUGAAACACUAAGAGGAAUUAGUAGACUGACAACUAGUGUAUCUCAGAUCCUAAUAUUGUGAAGAAGAAAACAUUCUCGAGUGUAAUCCUUCAAAUUUUUCUGAAAAGUUAACUAAGGUGCACAUGAGGAUUCCUAGAAAUCUAUUUAACACUAAUGUACCUUAUUGGCAUAAGCCGAAAGUGCAAGUGUUAUUAUGAUGAUGAUAUUUCUAACAUUUGCUUAGAAUCAAUUAUGUUGUGUUAUAGGAAUGGUUAUGGUCAACAAAGGGGCCAAACCAGUGAACAUAUCAGUAACAAGGAUAUAGCAGCCUUUGCCCUCUUUACCAAUGAUAGUCAAGGACUUUUUAAACAGUCAAAAGCUUUUAUAUUAUGUUGUUGUUAUUUUUUUCAUGUAUCACUAAUAUCCAGUUUUAUCUUUGGGAGAUUGAAAUAAUUUUUUUUUAUUUCUGCUCUUAAUUACAGUACAUCUAUUUAAAUCUUCAUUUAAAAGAGAUUUCUUAUUUUAAUAUAACUAUUCUACAUUGUAAAUUUUGUGAUAUAAUCAAAAAUGUUGUAUGUUUGUUUUAACUAGAGUUGAUAUCUAUAUAGCUCCUCCUUCGUUGUCGAAGAUGAGCACAUUUCUAAUUUCAUUUGGACUCGAAGAUGGCUGUAAAGUCCAAUCCUCGCUUUAAAAAGCUGGCCGAUAUGCGGCAUAGGUGGGUUAGGUAGUUGCAGAUAGGCCUGCUUCUUUUCUCAGCUUUUUGUUGGUUCGGCCCUCUUUGGCCCUGGCCACUCUUCUUGCUUCAAAUCUUGAGAUUCCGAGACUCACAGCUUCACACCAUGAGGAGAGAUCAAGAGCUAGUGCUUCCCAGCCUUGAAUGUCGAUAUCGCAUUCCUUGAAAGAGCUCUUGAGAAUGUCUUUGUAGCACUUGUAUUGGCCUCCCUGAGAGCGCUUUCCUGCACACAACUCCCCGUACAGAAGUCGCUUGAGAAGGUGAUUGUCUGACAUGCGGACUAUAUGUCCCGCCCAUCGACGUUGGGACCUUUUUACUGUCACAUUGAUACUGUGCAUGUUGCAUGUACUGUAUUGUGUCUGGUAUGUGGUCGGACCAAUGCACCUUAUGGAUACUCCUUAGACAGCUUAGGUGGAAUGAGUUUAGCUUUUUGGUGUGGUGGGAGUAUAGCUUCUAGAACUCUGAUGCAUAUACCAGUGACAGGAGAACUACAGCACUGUAGACUUUCAGUUUUGUGAAUAUGCUGAGUCCUCUGUGUUUCCACACUUGUUCUUGAAGUCUGCCAAAAGCAGCACUGGCACAAGCAAUAUGGAACAUGGAAGUCAACCUCAUCAUCUAGGUUGGCAUUAGCUGAUAGGGUGCUUUCCAGAUAGACACACUUUUUGACGUUGCUGAUUUCUGGCCAUCUAUGAGAAUGUCUGGUUCUGUGACAGCUUUAUUUGGAGCAGGUUGGUGCAGCACUUCUGUCUUUUUUACAUUUAUGGUGAGGUCAAAAUUUUUGCAGGCGUUGGCGAAGAGUGACAGGCUCUUUUGAAGGUCUUCUUCAUUUGUGGCAUUUAGGGCACAGUCAUCUGUGAAUAGCAGGUCUCUGGUGCAGUCGUAGUUUACUUUGGUCCUUGCCAUGAGUCUCUGAGCAUUGAAUAAACUUGCAUCAGUGCGAUAUCGUAUGCCAACUCUGAACUGCCAAUUGAGUAUAUUUCAGCAGGGAUGGAGUCUAGUCCCGGUGCCUUACCAGUUGAAAGGUUGGCUAUUGCAGUCAUUACUUCAUUAAGCCAGGGAGGGUCAGUGAGAGAAUGGUUUAUUGGGACCUGUUCCAGGCGUGCGAUGGCUUCUGCACUAAUGCUUGAUGGACAGUUAAGGACUGUACUGUAGUGUUCAGCCCAGCAAACAAGUAUAUCCUCCUUGUCUGUGAGAAGUUUGUUUCCAUCAGCACUGAAUAUGGGGGAUGAGCCAUUUUGCUGAGGGCCAUAAAAAGCUUUGAUUGAAUUGAAAAACAUUUUUUGCAUUUUUACUGUCAGCAUAUGACUGAUUUCUUCUGCUUUUUUGUUAUACUAUGACUCCUUCAUGAGUCUCAGGUUUCGCUGGACCUCUCCUUUGGCAUUAGUGUAGCGUUCUCUGCUUUGGGGGCAAGCUGGAUUACACAGAAAGGCCUUAAAGCAAUGUUGCUUGUAUGUUAAAAGCUGUUCAAUUUGAACAUUGUUUUCGUCAAACCAAUCUUGGUGCUUGCAUUUUGCCAAGGAUGCUGCUAGCCAGAGAGUGCACAGAAUCCCUUAGUUUAUUCCAGCUGUUUUCCACAUCCUUGUUCAUGUGCAGGGUUUUAAUUUCACUGUUUUCAGUUGAUAUCUACAUUUCUGUUUAUUUACUUUUCCUUUUUUUUUUCUAAUUAUAAGAAAACAUAGGGUAAACAUUUCUCUGCUAAAAGUUAUUAUCUUCUUCUUGAAAGAAUGACUGUAAUUUAUUAGAUAGUGUGUUAUAAAAAUAUAAAGCUUAACACUGACAACAUAACUUGAUAUACAUUGUUGUGCUUAACAUCUGCCAGGCUUUGAAAUGUUCAUGCUCUGUGAAAAUUAGCAAUGCAGACUCAUUAUUACACAUUGAGAGGGCCCCAUCAGAGCCAUAGCUUUGCAGGCUAGGGGCCGCUUAGUGAUUUCUUUUAUUUUGAGCUGUAGCAAUGAGCUGUUCAGGUAGAUCAGCACAGAGCAGAGAUGUAAAAAAUGCCAUUAUAAAAAAAUGCAAUUGAUUGGUUUUAACCUGUAAAUGCUAAAUUUUAGAGCUUACAUGAAAUAAUCAUUAUAUAUCAAGGAAAUAUUAAUUUUAUCAAUGCCCAUUUUGUUCAUAGAAUGAAUGGUCAGCAUAAUUUUUUUUUUUUUUUCAUAUUGUCUAAAAUUGGAGAAAAAAAAGUCUUUCAUUUUAUAUUGAAAAUGUUCAAAAUUAUUUAUCUCUAUAGCAUUGAUAAAAAAUUGUUUUUAAAAUGUGAACAUUCCAAAUAUUGAGGCUGCUAAAAAAUAUGAUUUUUCUCAAUUGUAGUAAAUAUAUAUCACGUAUUAGCCACACACUGUUAUUCUUGGGUGUUUUUUUAAAGGUGAAUGCUAGAUCUGUCUUCUUUGAACUUUGUUUAGCCAAAGUUCUGGUCUCAAAUCGAGUUAGAACUUUGAAUUUUACCUGUAAUUAUUGCAAUAGAUAGUUGGCUUAUUAUCAGUUAUUUACUUAUUUAGCUAGUUACAGUGUUGCAGUUGUGAAGAGCAGCCAGCAUUUUGCAAAGUUUUUGGAUUCAUUCCCCUGCAAUGCCCAUCAAUUAGUGAGAGCAAAAGUGAAAUUAAGAAAAAAAAUUCUGUGGAAACUUUUUAAAAAUACUUUAGUCACAUUUUCAAUACCAAAAGUAAUAAUGGAAGUUUGAUUCAAUUUAGUCCAUUACAUUAGUUAUAACUUAUGUGUAAGUUAUCUUUUAGUUUAUGUUCAAUCAUUGCACUGCCAUUAUUUAACUGUCAUAGUCUUUGUAACAUGUUAAAUAUAAAAAAUACUUUUUGAAAAUCUCCCUUGUAUUGAAUGAAAUAGUAUUAAUUAUUUUGAAUCAAUCAUGUAAUUAUUUUUAAUGACAGAAAUUAACAAUAUACUUGCAUAUGUAGGUUUGUUGUCCAAAAAAGGAUAAACUGUUUUGUUUAUCAAUGGACCUUAGUUUUUUUUUUAGUGCUACCUAAGAGCACUAUUAGAAUCUGUCAAGUCAAUGUACAUACUUUGUCAUCUUAUUGAUCAUUUCAGUUGAUAUUUUAUUUUGGAUGAUUGUUAUGCAUCUGCUCUCUCUGGUUCUUUUAAAUUUACAAAUCAUGGCCAUGUGAUUUCACUCUAUGAUUGAACUCAUGAGCCACAUGAUAUUUUGCUAAGGGACAAUCUAUCAAGACUUAUAGUAUGGCAUGUUACAGUCCAUUAGAAAAAUGUGCAGCCUUUUAUAAAUUAUGACACUUUUUUUUAAAGCCAUGGUCAUAUUAACAAAGUCAUAACGUAACCCUAAAGAAAUUGUAGAUCAAGUAUCAACAACCACCACAUUACUGAUAUUAACAUAUUUAAAAAUGAUUCAUAAUUAAAUGACUUGAAUAAAAUUAUGGAGAAAAAUAUCAAAUAAUCUAAUACUUUAUAUUUUGUCCGUGUGUAUUAUUAUAAUUUUAAAUAGUACACAUAUGAUAUUCACCGUCCAGAAGUGAAGAGAAAACAAAAGAAGUGGAGAUAUUAUUAUUUUGUGUUUACCAUUAUACCGUCCAUUCUUCAUAUGAAGUGAAUAGGUGUAUAUUGUUUAUAAAUUAUAUAUAUUUUUUUAUGAUCUUUAAAUUUUUAAUUAGUUAUUUUGUCUCCUAAUUAUUCAAAUCUGUGUGCUAAUUGUGUUUAGCGACUUUAGUGGUCCAUUUAUUUUCCAUGCAAUUUUUUUGUCUUGAUUGAUUCAAAUAGAUGUUUUAAAAAUGUUUAUCUAGGUUGCUUUUGAAAUUAAAUUUAUUUUUCUUUUGUUACUUUUUAUUCUGAUCAAUAUAAACAAUUGAAAUAUUCUUAAUCUAAUAUACAACCCUUUGUGAUAUUUUUUAUACUUUCAACUGCAAUAGCUGUGUAAACCUAAUUUCAAAUCCUUCACAUUAGUAUGCCUAUUCUUCUGAGAAUGUAUCAUUUAGGCAGAUCUGUAUUGUUAAUGUUUGUAAUACAAUGUAGAUUAUAAGAAGACUUUUUUAAAAUUUCCUUUUGUUAAAAAUUCUUUCCAUUUCAUUGGAAACAAAAUUUGCUUCUUUCUUUUCAUACUUACUAUUCAUUGUUUAUUACUUACUAACUAUUAAAAGACU